ACUGGCACUACCCCUAGUCUCAGUCUUGUCUCCACCGUCGCUGUUGCUAUGUAAUCUCUCUCCACCGAGGCUGCAAUCUGUGACCUCAUUGCCGAUCUCCGCUCCUCUCCGCGGCUGUUGUGCUCUCUGCUCACUCAGUCUCGGUCGCUGCCUCUCUACUCUCUCGCCGCCGUUCUGGAUUUAUAUUUUGUUCCUUUUUGACUCUUGGACGCACAACAUUUCAAAUGCCUAACAACUUGUGAUACGUGCGCUGUGUAAAAGCAUUUGCUACAUCUUUACAGAUUGCAAUUAGGCACCAAAUUUCUAUUAAUUUCACAAAAUGGAGUUGCUGGUUCCACUUGCAUUGCUUGUCAGCGUCUUCCUCGCUUUUCUUCUUUUGUCCCCGCGACAUCCCAAAUCUGGGAGUAAAGGAAAAUCAGCUCAGCCUAGCUUAAACAAUCAUAAGGCAUCAAAGUCGUACACUAAAUCUGAAGUCUCAACGCAUAACAAGAGAACAGAUUGUUGGAUAAUUAUCAAGAACAAGGUAUAUGAUGUUACCUCUUAUGUAGAGGAACAUCCAGGUGGUGAUGCCAUUCUAGCACAUGCUGGAGAUGAUUCAACUGAAGGGUUUUUUGGGCCACAGCAUGCAACUCGAGUGUUUGACAUGAUUGAUGACUUUUACAUUGGAGAUUUGGAGCAAUAGGAGCUAUGUUAUUGAUUUAUGGUUUGUGAUAUUCAAGAGAAAUGUCGUUUGAGAUUUUUCGAUUUUUUAUUGCUUGUUACCCCCAAUGAGCAUAGUGUAGCUGAGAUAGUGAUCGCAUAGUGGCUAGGGGGAGAGGGAAACCUAAGAAGAUUUUGAAUGAGUUGAUAAGAAGAAAUUUGGGCUGAGUUCAAAUGUAAUUCAUGACAGGGCUUAACGGCGUUGUUUUGUCCAUGUAGUUGACCUCAACUAGCAGGACAAGGUUUUGUUGUUUUUGUUGUUAUCCCCUUACAUUUUGCACUUUUUUGCCAAUCAAUUGUCUUUGUUAGUCAUUAA
This is a messenger RNA of Arachis duranensis, 1015 nucleotides long. Its product is annotated as cytochrome B5-like protein. Gene Ontology annotation, molecular function: heme binding. NCBI's taxonomy places the organism in Eukaryota, Viridiplantae, Streptophyta, Magnoliopsida, Fabales, Fabaceae. The transcript has 7 exons. The record is from RefSeq and is a predicted model, not a curated record. Gene Ontology annotation, cellular component: membrane; intracellular membrane-bounded organelle. Bases 320 to 682 code for a protein of 120 amino acids.